Messenger RNA from Aspergillus wentii DTO 134E9, 554 nucleotides. RefSeq lists its product as uncharacterized. The coding region runs from base 88 to 453 and encodes 121 amino acids. The transcript has a single exon. Lineage: Eukaryota; Fungi; Ascomycota; Eurotiomycetes; Eurotiales; Aspergillaceae. The record is from RefSeq and is a predicted model, not a curated record.
CUUGGUCCAUAGAUGGUCUGGCUUAACGCUGUUCUUUCCGAAUACCCUGUGGGAGGCAAAAAUGAGGUCUGAAAACCCAUCCCAGAGAUGGUAGAAACGAGGUGUACGCACACACCAGGAGUCACACCACCAUAUUCAGGCAAAUAUACAGGCUUCAUCAUAAUACGGAAAGCAUUUGGCUGGUUGUUGCCUGGACUUAUAUUGCGGCUGGUCCUUAUUGUUCCCUGGGGCUUCUGUCAGUUAUUUAUACUAUUAUGGCAUCAGGACAGCGAAGCACGCAAAACUUGCUAUCUUUGUGAAAUGUUCCCCCCACUUUAUGUGUCCUGGCAUAUGGAAUUGAUUGGCUUCAAACUCCCUAAUCAAAUGUCAAUAGCAGGGAUUGUGGUGGCUUUACGCAGAUACCAAGAGUCCGAGCGUUUGCAAAGAAUCAAGAUAAUCCAAUCAUACCUAUAAAGGUAUAACUGACCAAGAACAAAGCCCUGCUGUCGUAUUUUGGAAAUAAUAUUUUUCAUAACCUCACCUCGGAUUUUCAUUCUCGCUCCGUACCAACAGGC